Messenger RNA from Alligator mississippiensis (American alligator), 8009 nucleotides. RefSeq names its product HEAT repeat containing 5B (gene HEATR5B). The record is from RefSeq and is a predicted model, not a curated record. The transcript is spliced from 37 exons. Gene Ontology annotation, biological process: retrograde transport, endosome to Golgi; intracellular protein localization; endocytosis. Gene Ontology annotation, cellular component: endocytic vesicle; membrane; Golgi apparatus. The coding region runs from base 292 to 6525 and encodes 2077 amino acids. Lineage: Eukaryota; Metazoa; Chordata; Crocodylia; Alligatoridae.
UCCUUCCCCGGCAGUUUCCCGGAAUGUGUUAGUGCGCCUGCGCACCCGCUUGGCACCUCAACUCCGGCCCUUCCUGCAGCUGCUGCCGGGGCCGGGUUUGGUGGGACUUUAACAUCAUUCUGGCCAGAAACAGAUUCAGAUUUCGGAGGAAUUUCUGUAUGAAUUUCUACUUUUAACAGUUAGGUUCCUGAUCUCUUAAAUACCCAUGUUUGUGGCUAAUCUUAAACAUUAACUGUUUUUUUUUGUAGAGGGAAUACAUGAAUCUACAGGAAAAUCAGAAUUUAACUAGAGAUGGAGCUAGCUCAUAGUUUGUUGCUAAAUGAAGAGGCUUUGGUUCAGAUCACAGAAGCAAAGAGACCAGUCUUUAUUUUUGAGUGGCUGCGGUUUUUGGAUAAAGUUCUGGUAGCUGCUAACAAGACAGAUGUCAAGGAAAAACAAAAGAAACUUGUAGAACAGCUAACAGGACUUAUCAGCAGUUCUCCUGGGCCACCCACACGGAAAUUACUGGCUAAAAAUCUUGCAGCUCUGUACAGCAUUGGAGAUACAUUUACGGUUUUUCAGACACUUGACAAGUGUAAUGACAUUAUCAAAAGUAAAGAUGACACUGCUGCCUACUUACCAACCAAACUGGCUGCUGUGGCAUGUGUUGGAGCAUUUUAUGAGAAAAUGGGCAGGAUGCUGGGCAGUUCUUUUCCAGAAACAGUUAACAAUCUCUUAAAGUCUCUGAAAAGUGCAGAGUCUCAGGGUCGAAGUGAAAUAUUAAUGAGUUUACAAAAAGUCUUAAAUGGACUUGGCGGUGCAGCGGCUUCUUGCCAUCGUGACAUUUAUAAGAAUGCGCGAUCUCUGCUGACAGAUAGAUCUAUGGCUGUACGAUGUGCAGUAGCUAAGUGUCUGCUGGAACUACAGAAUGAAGCUGUAUUUAUGUGGACAGCUGAACUAGAAAAUGUGGCAACACUCUGCUUUAAGGCCUUGGAAAAUUCAAAUUACGGUGUACGUGUUGCAGUGUCAAAGCUUUUAGGCACUGUCAUGGCUACAGCAUUGAUACCAAAGCAAGCAACAGUGAUGCGUCAGAAUGUGAGGAGGGCUACACUUGAGGAAGUCUUAGAACUCAUGGCCACAGGGUUUUUGCGAGGAGGGUCUGGAUUCUUAAAGAGUGGUGGAGAGAUGUUAAAAGUAGGAGGGUCUGUCAAUCGAGAAGUACGAGUUGGUGUCACACAGGCCUAUGUUGUCUUUGUUACAACACUAGGAGGUCAGUGGUUGGAGCGCAACUUUGCUACAUUCUUGUCCCAUGUUCUGGAUUUAGUUUCCCAUCCCCGUGCAACACAGACUCAUGUGGAGGCGGUAUACUCUCGAAGAUGUGUUUCCUUUAUCCUGAGAGCAACUGUUGGCAGUUUAUUAGGGGAGAAAGCACAGAUAGCAGCUGCCAAGGAUAUUUGUCAAGCCAUUGGUAAACAAAUGAAGGCAGUAGAAGCAGUAGUGAAUGAUGCUAAUAGUGAAAAUAAAUCAGGAGCUGCUGAUGUAGCUGCAAGCCAACAUGUGAUGGUGUGUGCCCUUCAAGAGCUGGGUAGUUUGGUUCAGAGCUUGAAUGCCACUGCAUCUCCUCUUAUUCAAGAACCCUCCAUAGGGCUGCUGGAGACCGUAACCUCAGUUCUCCUUCAUCCAAGCAUGGCUGCUCGACUUGCUGCUGCAUGGUGCUUGCGCUGUGUAGCUGUAGCGUUGCCUUUCCAGUUGACUCCGUUUCUGGACAGAUGUGCGGAACGGCUCAACAAUCUGAAGACCUCUCCUGAAGCUGUUAGUGGCUAUAGUUUUGCAAUGGCUGCUUUACUGGGUGGAGUACAUCAAUGUCCCUUAGGUAUUCCUCAUGCAAAAGGAAAGAUGGUAGUAAGUAUUGCUGAGGAUCUAUUACGAACUGCUGCUCAGAACAGCAGACUGUCCUUACAGCGCACUCAAGCUGGGUGGCUUUUACUUGGAGCACUUAUGUCUUUAGGUCCUUCAGUUGUUCGGUACCAUCUACCGAAGAUGCUGCUGUUAUGGAGAAAUGUGUUUCCUCGUUCCUUGAAGGAGCUGGAAGCAGAGAAGGCACGAGGAGAUUCUUUUACAUGGCAAGUAACGUUGGAAGGUCGUGCUGGAGCUCUGUGUGCUAUGAGAAGUUUUGUUGCCCACUGUCCUGAACUGCUUACUGAAGAUGUAAUCAGAAAAUUGAUGACACCUAUAGAAUGUGCCAUGACAAUGAUGUCACAUAUUCCAUCAGUUAUUAAAGCCCAUGGAGCUCAUCUUAAAGCUAGUGCAGCUAUGGUCCGAUUAAGACUUUAUGACAUUUUGGCUUUGUUACCUCCAAAAACUUAUGAAGGAUCAUUUAAUGCACUUCUUCGGGAGCUGGUGGCAGAAUUUACUUUAACAGACAACUCUGCUAAUACAACUACAUCACUUCUCAGAUCUCUCUGCCAUUAUGAUGACAGUGUUCUUUUGGGCUCUUGGCUGCAGGAGACGGAUCAUAAAUCAAUUGAAGACCAGCUUCAGCCAAACAGUGCCUCUGGAAGCGGUGCUUUGGAACACGAUCCAUCUUCUAUUUAUUUGCGCAUCCCUGCUGGUGAAGCAGUGCCUGGUCCCCUUCCCCUUGGAGUAUCAGUCAUAGAUGCCUCUGUGGCUCUCUUUGGUGUGGUUUUUCCUCAUGUUUCUUACAAGCACAGACUACAGAUGUUGGAUCACUUCGCUGAAUGUGUCAAACAGGCUAAAGGUGUUCGACAGCAAGCUGUGCAGCUGAAUAUCUUCACUGCUGUUCUCAGUGCAUUGAAGGGUUUAGCUGAGAAUAAAAGCACGUUAGGACCAGAAGAAGUUCGCAAAUCUGCUCUGACUUUGGUUAUGGGAGCCCUUGACAAUCCUAACCCUAUUUUGAGAUGUGCAGCAGGAGAGGCUCUUGGUAGAAUGGCUCAGGUAGUUGGAGAAGCAACUUUCAUUGCCAGAAUGGCUCAGUACAGCUUUGACAAGUUAAAAUCCGCACGAGAUGUUGUAUCAAGAACUGGUCAUUCAUUGGCUCUUGGCUGUCUUCAUCGUUACGUUGGUGGAAUAGGCUCUGGACAGCAUCUGAAAACCAGUGUCAGUAUUCUGUUGGCCUUGGCUCAAGAUGGCACUUCACCUGAAGUCCAGACGUGGUCCCUACAUUCACUUGCCUUGAUUGUAGACUCUAGUGGGCCAAUGUACCGUGGAUAUGUGGAACCUACUCUAUCUCUAGUUCUUACCUUGCUCUUGACAGUUCCACCAUCUCACACAGAAGUACAUCAGUGUUUGGGCCGAUGUCUUGGAGCUAUCAUAACUACAGUUGGCCCUGAGCUGCAAGGUAAUGGUGUCACCAUUUCAACAAUCCGCUCUUCCUGCUUGGUGGGGUGUGCCAUCACACAAGAUCACUCCGACUCUCUUGUUCAGGCAGCUGCCAUAUCCUGUCUUCAGCAGCUUCACAUGUUCGCACCACGGCAUGUUAACCUGUCUAGUCUGGUUCCCAGUCUUUGUGUUCAUUUGUGCAGUUCCCACUUGCUACUUCGCCGGGCUGCAGUUGCAUGUUUGCGACAGCUUGCACAGAGGGAAGCUGCGGAAGUGUGCGAAUAUGCCAUGAGCUUAGCUAAAAAUGCUGGAGACAGAGAGAACUGUGGCAUGAAUAUUAAUCCUUUUGUACCAGGAAUUGGUUCCCGGCGGGACAUUCAUUCCCAGCAUCAAGGAGUUAAUAUAACAGAAACUGGCCUCGAGGGAGUUCUUUUUGGAAUGUUAGAUCGGGAGACGGACCGAAAGUUGUGUUCUGAUAUUCAUGAUACUUUGGGACAUAUGCUUUCAUCCCUGGCAGUGGAAAAUCUCUCCCAUUGGCUGAUGUUAUGUAAGGAUGUCCUUGCAGCCUCUAGUGACAUGAGCACUACAGCCCCUUUGGGAGGAGGAAAGGAUGAGGAAUCAGAGAAAAAAGAUGAAAUGGAUGAUGAUACAAUGUUUACCACGCUGGGUGAAGAAGAUAAAUCAAAACUUUCUGUGGCUCCUCGCUGGGCCACUCGUGUGUUUGCUGCUGAUUGCCUGUGUCGCGUUAUUAUGCUGUGUGAGAAUGCAAAUAAGGCUCACUUUGAUCUGGCCUUGGCCCGUUCAGCUAAACUCAAAAACCCCAAAAAUGACUUUUUAGUGCUCCAUCUCUCUGACCUUAUUCGUAUGGCAUUCAUGGCUGCAACUGAUCACAGCAACCAGCUGAGAAUGGCUGGUCUCCAAGCACUUGAAGACAUUAUCAAGAAAUUUGCAUCGGUUCCUGAGCCAGAGUUUCCAGGUCAUGUGAUACUGGAGCAGUACCAGGCUAAUGUUGGAGCAGCACUAAGACCAGCUUUUUCCCAAGAUACCCCUUCUGAUAUAACAGCAAAAGCCUGCCAGGUAUGUAGUACAUGGAUAGGGAGUGGAGUUGUAAGUGACCUGAAUGAUCUUCGUAGAGUUCACCAUCUCCUCGUCUCCUCCCUGAGAGUACAAGCAGGAAAGGGGUCUUCAAGCCAGCUUUACCGAGAGAGUGCCACCACUAUGGAAAAACUAGCGGUCCUGAAAGCCUGGGCUGAGGUCUAUGUUGUAGCUAUGAAGAUAAAAAAAGAAGCGGAAACUAAACCAAAUCGAGCCAUAAAGAAUACAAAUGAAGAUGAAGAGGAUUUUGGUGCUGUGGAUGAGCUCCCACCAGACAGUUUGAUAACGCUUGUACAACCUGAACUACCCACACUUAGUCGCCUCUGGUUAGCUGUGCUCAAAGACUAUGCUCUUUUAACGUUACCAUCUGAAUUUGCUAGUCAGCUUCCACCAGAUGGUGGAGCAUUUUACACUCCAGAGACAAUUGAUACAGCUAGAUUGCACUACCGGAACUCAUGGGCUCCAAUACUGCAUGCAGUGGCACUCUGGCUAAAUAGUACAGGAUUUAAUACUUCCGAGUCAACAGAAGAAGCUGCUGCGGCAAUGCCUAAUUCUCAGAAACGUGCUACAUCCAUUAUGUUAAACCAGGCACCUGGAACACCACCUACCACUAAAUCUUUGCCAGAGAUAAACAAAGAUAGAAUGCAUUUGAUUUUAGGUGUUAGUAUACAAUUCCUCUGCUCCCCUAGGCCUGAGGAGCCUGUUGAACAUGUCACGUCUUGCUUACAAGCCCUGCACACUUUAUUGGAUUCCCCUUGUGCUAGAAUCCAUAUUGCAGAGGAUCAGCUCCUUGGUGUUGAACUUCUAAGUGUACUGCAUCGACUUUUAUUGACAUGGGACCCUCCCUCAGUCCAGCUGCUCAUUACUGGAGUUGUCCAGCAGAUAGUGAGAGCAGCUCAAGAUUAUCUGCAGGAAAAAAGAAACACUCUGAUAUCUUUCAUUGCAGAUGAAGAGGACGUAAAGGAAAAAGAAACUUGUCUUGUGUUAGGAGAAGGUGGUGAGAGUGGUGGUCUUGUGCCUGGAAAAUCUCUCGUCUUUGCAGCUAUGGAAUUAUUAAUGUUUAUCUUAGUACGGCACAUGCCACAGCUAAGUACAAAAAUGUCAGACUCUCCAAGUCAUGUCUCUACUAAGCUCCAGCUGUCUGAAGAAAGUUCUCGUCUUGUGGCUGCAACAGUUACUAUCCUAUCUGACCUGCCUUCUUUGUGUUCUCCUGCUGGAUGCAUGAUGAUAUUACCCACAAUCCUGUUUUUGAUUACAAAAGUGUUGAAAGAAACAGCAAUAAAAUCAGUGGAUAAUCAGGUUCCACCCCCAGUCAGCGCAGCUCUCCAGGGGAUAAAAACUAUUGUAACUCUUCCAGUCAUCAAGACUGAUGAAACUCAAAAGCAGUGGACCAAUCUAAUCCGAAGCACUCUGGCAUCUAUCUUGGAAUACUCUCAACCAGAGGCCUCUAAGCCUGUUCUUGAUGAAGUAAGCAUGCUAACAGCUAUUGCUCUCUUCCUUUGGUCCGCAAGUGCAGAAAUAAUUGGAGUGCUGUCCUUACAGAAUGGUUGUGUGAACAGAUUUAAAAAUGCAUUAAAUUCCUGUGAUCCAUGGGUCCAAGCCAAGUGUUACCAGCUUCUACUUUCUGUGUUCCAACACACUAACCGUGCUCUGUCAACUCCAUACAUCCAUUCAUUGGCACCGAUAAUGGUUGAGAAACUGAAAGCUGUAGAAAGGAACCGCCCUAACAGCAAUACAGAGCUUUUAGCAGUCCAAGAGGGAAUAAAAGUCCUGGAAACGUUGGUUGCCCUUGGUGAAGAGAAGAACAGAGUCCAGUUGCUUGCUCUUCUAGUUCCAACUCUGAUUUCUUAUCUUCUGAAUGAAAAUGCCUUUGCUUCUGCAUCUGCAGCUUCAAAAGAUCUUCAUGAAUUUGCACUUCAGAAUCUAAUGCACAUUGGUCCCCUCUAUCCACAUGCUUUCAAGACAGUAAUGGGAGCUGCUCCAGAGUUGAAAAUACGUUUGGAAACUGCAGUCCGAGCAAGUCAAGCCAGCAAAGCAAAAGCAGCUGCCAGGCAACCACCACCCACAGUACAUUCUGCUCCAACAAUUAAACUUAAAACUAGCUUUUUUUGAAUUAUUUUGACUUACUCCUUUUGGAUCAUGCGUACAAUUAAAUGGUCAAAAGCACUACAUCAUUCCUGAUGUACUACUGCAUAUAAGUCUGUGUUUGUAUGUUGAAGGCUGUCUAAUAGAGCUUUAUGUGUAAUUAUUAGAAAUCUGUGCAUUAUAAGGGAAGUAGUGUUACUAAUAUUUGUAUAGAUUUUUAAAAAAUGGAAUGUGAUCAUAUUUGUGAAUGUACGUUAUAAAUUAUCCACCAGAUUAUCCAUAGUCUAUCCUGCUAAACUGAGUGAUUUAUUUUUAGAGCAGUGACCCUGAACCUUGCAAAUGUGUCUUUAAAAAGCUAGUUCAUGUUCUGCCAACAUACAGAGUGGGAAGGGAGUGGGAGGAGAAAUGAACAUGCAGUACGUACCAUUUUAUCUCUGGGAAUUUCAGGUGUGGGAACAUACAUUUUUUUUUUUCUUUAAAAAAAAAUGUGGAGCCCAUUGCAUAUCAUUGAAUUUAAAAAAGCUGGAAUUGAAAUGUUUCAGUCAUGUUCCAAGUGAGUUUUGAUCCUUUCUGGUCAAGCAUGCUAAUAAGCGAGAUGCCUUCAGUUGUGUGCGUUAUUUUUUUCUUUCCAGAUUAGGUUCCAUGAACGAAAGGACUCAAAGAGCCCAAACCCUUAUCUAAGAUAAACAGGGUUUACAAAUAGGACUCCAUACUAUCUGCAUUUCCAUAGUUGUGGAAUUUGCCCCUAGCCAGAGACGACCUGAGCAGGGUGUGGGGCCCAGGGCAAAUCAGCCUGUGCGGGGCCCUGCCCCUGGAUGUGAGGAAGCCAGCAGCAGAUUCAGGGGGGCGGUGUUGAGCAGCUGGCCAUUAAGCUGGCGGCAUCACAGAGUCGCCGCGGCCGCUCUGCCCAGCUCCAUGGGACUCCCCAAAGCGUGGGGCCCAGGGUGGUUGCCCCGAUUCACCCUCCCACACUGGGACAGCCCUGCCCCUAGCAGAGGGGCCUGUGGGAAACCAUUUUCCUACUUUACUCACUUCUCCUAGUUCAGCAGGAUACUGCAGAUCAGUCCUAUCCCUUGACCUGGGCUCUCAGAUGAGGAGCACUAUGAUCCUGCUGUAAGAUUAGAUCCCAUAAUUGAAGCCUUUGCACUCUUUCUCCUGGCUGACCUCAGAAAAGGCUGGUGGAGAGCUCUCUUCAGGCAGCUAUUUAAAAAGGCAACUAGAGCUUUCACCUACACUUUCUAGUGUCAGAAAUAUGUGGAAAGCAUAGAGCCAUAUAUUCUCUGCAUGCAAGACAAACAUUUAUGCCAAGGACCUUGAUUUAGUAAGUGUAUUAGUGCUACCUUCAUUGGUAACGGAAUUCUACAACUGGCAUACCUGGGAAAAUAUUGAAGAAUAAUAUUUUAUUGAAGUAAAUGUUUAAAGCAUCAUUUCCUAUGUCUCUUUAAUAUGUAGUAGAAUCUCUGUACUUUCAUAUCUUUCGUAUUAAGUAAAAUUUCCCAGUUUUCUGCAGA